AUGCAGUGUAGCGUGCAGGAGAACGGGUUCAAGGUGAGUGGGGUGUGGUACAGAGUGGUACGAUGCGGGUGUAGCAUGCAGGAGAAUGGGUGCAAGGUGAGUGGGGUGUGGUACAGGUUGUGCAUUGCGCUGUGGGAUGCAGGAGAACAGGUGCAAAGCAUGCAGGAGAAUGGGUGCGAGGCGAGUGUGGCGUGGGACGAGACGCAAUGUGGUGGUUUCAAGGAAGCAGUGUAUGCCAACCUGGACUGGUUUGAGGGCACGGGGCUCAUUCUCAGCAGCGAUGGCGCGUGGAUCAGCGACCAGCACCCGUGUCUGAUAUACGGCAUGCGGGGGCUGAUCUGUCUGACGGUGGCGGUGAGCGGGCCGCUCAAGGAUUUGCACUCGGGCACACACGGGGGCAGCUUCAACGAGCCUCUCAACGACCUUGUCACUGUGCUCUCCAACCUCGUCGACUCCAAUAACAUGAUUCUUAUUCCAGGGUUCUACGACGAUGUGAAGCCAUUGGACGAGGAGGAGGAGGCGUUGUACCAGGGGCUGCACUUCCGAGUGGAUGAGUACAAGGUGGGUGGACGAGUACAAGGUGGGUGGACGAGUACAAGGUGGGUGGACGAGUACAAGGUGGGUGGACGAGUACAAGGUGGGUGGACGAGUACAAGGUGGGUGGACGAGUACAAGGUGGGUGGGCGAGUACAAGGUGGGUGGACGAGUACAAGGUGGGUGGACGAGUACAAGGUGGGUGGACGAGUACAAGGUGGGUGGGCGAGUACAAGGUGGGUGGACGAGUACAAGGUGGGUGGACGAGUACAAGGUGGGUGGACGAGUACAAGGUGGGUGGACGAGUACAAGGUGGGGUGGACGAGUACAAGGUGGGUGGACGAGUACAAGGUGGGUGCACGAGUACAAGGUGGGUGCACGAGUACAAGGUGGGUGGACGAGUACAAGGUGGGUGGACGAGUACAAGGUGGGUGGGCGAGUACAAGGUGGGUGGACGAGUACAAGGUGGGUGGGACGAGUACAAGGUGGGUGGACGAGUACAAGGUGGGUGGACGAGUACAAGGUGGGUGGACGAGUACAAGGUGGGUGGACGAGUACAAGGUGGGUGGACGAGUACAAGGUGGGUGGACGAGUACAAGGUGGGGUGGACGAGUACAAGGUGGGUGGACGAGUACAAGGUGGGUGGACGAGUACAAGGUGGGUGGACGAGUACAAGGUGGGUGGACGAGUACAAGGUGGGUGGACGAGUACAAGGUGGGUGGACGAGUACAAGGUGGGUGGACGAGUACAAGGUGGGUGGACGAGUACAAGGUGGGUGGACGAGUACAAGGUGGGUGGACGAGUACAAGGUGGGUGGGCGAGUACAAGGUGGGUGGACGAGUACAAGGUGGGUGGACGAGUACAAGGUGGGUGGACGAGUACAAGGUGGGUGGGACGAGUACAAGGUGGGUGGACGAGUACAAGGUGGGUGGACGAGUACAAGGUGGGUGGACGAGUACAAGGUGGGUGGACGAGUACAAGGUGGGUGGACGAGUACAAGGUGGGUGGACGAGUACAAGGUGGGUGCACGAGUACAAGGUGGGUGCACGAGUACAAGGUGGGUGGACGAGUACAAGGUGGGUGGACGAGUACAAGGUGGGUGGACGAGUACAAGGUGGGUGGACGAGUACAAGGUGGGUGGACGAGUACAAGGUGGGUGGGCGAGUACAAGGUGGGUGGACGAGUACAAGGUGGGUGGACGAGUACAAGGUGGGUGGACGAGUACAAGGUGGGUGGACGAGUACAAGGUGGGUGGACGAGUACAAGGUGGGUGGGCGAGUACAAGGUGGGUGGGCGAGUACAAGGUGGGUGGACGAGUACAAGGUGGGUGGACGAGUACAAGGUGGGUGGACGAGUACAAGGUGGGUGGAUGAGUACAAGGUGGGUGGACGAGUACAAGGUGGGUGGACGAGUACAAGGUGGGUGGACGAGUACAAGGUGGGUGGACGAGUACAAGGUGGGUGGACGAGUACAAGGUGGGUGGACGAGUACAAGGUGGGUGGGCGAGUACAAGGUGGGUGGACGAGUACAAGGUGGGUGCACGAGUACAAGGUGGGUGCACGAGUACAAGGUGGGUGGACGAGUACAAGGUGGGUGGACGAGUACAAGGUGGGUGGACGAGUACAAGGUGGGUGGACGAGUACAAGGUGGGUGGACGAGUACAAGGUGGGUGGGCGAGUACAAGGUGGGUGGACGAGUACAAGGUGGGUGGACGAGUACAAGGUGGGUGGGCGAGUACAAGGUGGGUGGACGAGUACAAGGUGGGUGGGCGAGUACAAGGUGGGUGGGCGAGUACAAGGUGGGUGGACGAGUACAAGGUGGGUGGACGAGUACAAGGUGGGUGGACGAGUACAAGGUGGGUGGAUGAGUACAAGGUGGGUGGACGAGUACAAGGUGGGUGGACGAGUACAAGGUGGGUGGACGAGUACAAGGUGGGUGGACGAGUACAAGGUGGGUGGACGAGUACAAGGUGGGUGGACGAGUACAAGGUGGGUGGACGAGUACAAGGUGGGUGGACGAGUACAAGGUGGGUGGACGAGUACAAGGUGGGUGCACGAGUACAAGGUGGGUGGACGAGUACAAGGUGGGUGGACGAGUACAAGGUGGGUGGACGAGUACAAGGUGGGGUGGACGAGUACAAGGUGGGUGGACGAGUACAAGGUGGGUGGGCGAGUACAAGGUGGGUGGACGAGUACAAGGUGGGUGGACGAGUACAAGGUGGGUGGACGAGUACAAGGUGGGUGGACGAGUACAAGGUGGGUGGACGAGUACAAGGUGGGUGGACGAGUACAAGGUGGGUGGACGAGUACAAGGUGGGUGCACGAGUACAAGGUGGGUGCACGAGUACAAGGUGGGUGGACGAGUACAAGGUGGGUGGACGAGUACAAGGUGGGUGGACGAGUACAAGGUGGGUGGACGAGUACAAGGUGGGUGCACGAGUACAAGGUGGGUGGACGAGUACAAGGUGGGUGCACGAGUACAAGGUGGGUGCACGAGUACAAGGUGGGUGGACGAGUACAAGGUGGGUGGACGAGUACAAGGUGGGUGGACGAGUACAAGGUGGGUGGACGAGUACAAGGUGGGUGGACGAGUACAAGGUGGGUGGGCGAGUACAAGGUGGGUGGACGAGUACAAGGUGGGUGGACGAGUACAAGGUGGGUGGACGAGUACAAGGUGGGUGGACGAGUACAAGGUGGGUGGACGAGUACAAGGUGGGUGGACGAGUACAAGGUGGGUGCACGAGUACAAGGUGGGUGCACGAGUACAAGGUGGGUGGACGAGUACAAGGUGGGUGGACGAGUACAAGGUGGGUGGACGAGUACAAGGUGGGUGGACGAGUACAAGGUGGGUGCACGAGUACAAGGUGGGUGGACGAGUACAAGGUGGGUGGGCGAGUACAAGGUGGGUGGACGAGUACAAGGUGGGUGGACGAGUACAAGGUGGGUGGACGAGUACAAGGUGGGUGGACGAGUACAAGGUGGGUGGGCGAGUACAAGGUGGGUGGGCGAGUACAAGGUGGGUGGGCGAGUACAAGGUGGGUGGACGAGUACAAGGUGGGUGGACGAGUACAAGGUGGGUGGACGAGUACAAGGUGGGUGGACGAGUACAAGGUGGGUGGACGAGUACAAGGUGGGUGGACGAGUACAAGGUGGGUGGACGAGUACAAGGUGGGUGGACGAGUACAAGGUGGGUGGACGAGUACAAGGUGGGUGCACGAGUACAAGGUGGGUGCACGAGUACAAGGUGGGUGCACGAGUACAAGGUGGGUGGGACGAGUACAAGGUGGGUGGGCGAGUACAAGGUGGGUGGACGAGUACAAGGUGGGUGGACGAGUACAAGGUGGGUGGACGAGUACAAGGUGGGUGGACGAGUACAAGGUGGGUGGACGAGUACAAGGUGGGUGGACGAGUACAAGGUGGGUGCACGAGUACAAGGUGGGUGCACGAGUACAAGGUGGGUGGACGAGUACAAGGUGGGUGGACGAGUACAAGGUGGGUGGACGAGUACAAGGUGGGUGGACGAGUACAAGGUGGGUGGACGAGUACAAGGUGGGUGGGCGAGUACAAGGUGGGUGGACGAGUACAAGGUGGGUGGACGAGUACAAGGUGGGUGGACGAGUACAAGGUGGGUGGACGAGUACAAGGUGGGUGGACGAGUACAAGGUGGGUGGACGAGUACAAGGUGGGUGCACGAGUACAAGGUGGGUGCACGAGUACAAGGUGGGUGGACGAGUACAAGGUGGGUGGACGAGUACAAGGUGGGUGGACGAGUACAAGGUGGGUGGACGAGUACAAGGUGGGUGCACGAGUACAAGGUGGGUGGACGAGUACAAGGUGGGUGGGCGAGUACAAGGUGGGUGGACGAGUACAAGGUGGGUGGACGAGUACAAGGUGGGUGGACGAGUACAAGGUGGGUGGACGAGUACAAGGUGGGUGGACGAGUACAAGGUGGGUGGGCGAGUACAAGGUGGGUGGGCGAGUACAAGGUGGGUGGACGAGUACAAGGUGGGUGGACGAGUACAAGGUGGGUGGACGAGUACAAGGUGGGUGGACGAGUACAAGGUGGGUGGACGAGUACAAGGUGGGUGGACGAGUACAAGGUGGGUGGACGAGUACAAGGUGGGUGGACGAGUACAAGGUGGGUGGACGAGUACAAGGUGGGUGGGCGAGUACAAGGUGGGUGGACGAGUACAAGGUGGGUGGACGAGUACAAGGUGGGUGGACGAGUACAAGGUGGGUGGACGAGUACAAGGUGGGUGGACGAGUACAAGGUGGGUGGACGAGUACAAGGUGGGUGGACGAGUACAAGGUGGGUGGACGAGUACAAGGUGGGUGGACGAGUACAAGGUGGGUGGACGAGUACAAGGUGGGUGGACGAGUACAAGGCGCGCAACGGGCUGGCGGCAGUGACGGGGGGCACGGCGAGGGAGGUGCUGCAGAGCUGCUGAGAAUCCAUUUACCCCCCAACCACGAACUUCUCUGCUAUGCCCCCCUCCUCCUCUCAUGUCAGGCGCGCAACGGGCUGGCGGCCGUGACGGGGGGCAUGGCGAGGGAGGUGCUGCAGAGCUGCCUGGUGAUUGUGCGGCAUCCCUUUACCCCCUGCUCACUUGAGUUCUCUGCUCUGCCCCUCUGCUCCUCUGCCCCCCUCCCCCCACCCCCCACUCCAGGCGCGCAACGGGCUGGCGGCAGUGACAGGGGGCACGGCGAGGGAGGUGCUGCAGAGCUGCUGGCGCAGCCCGUCGCUGAGCGUGCUGGGCACCUCGUUACCUGGCCUCCUCCCCUUCUGGUCCUCCAACCCCAAGGCUGCCUUCGUCAGGGUAGGCCCCUCAUUCCCUUUUGCUCGCCCUUCUGGUCCUCCAACCCCAAGGCUGCCUUCGUCAGGGUGGUGAUCCGGCACGUGCCGAACCAGAACCCUGACCGCCUGGUGCAUCGGUUCCGGGCGCACGUGGCGCAUGAGUUUGCCAAACUGCGGUCUGCGGGGAACUCCGUGACAGUCACGGUGGAGCACGUGGGCGACUGGUGGUUGGCAGACCCCUCCUGCUCCUUCUACCAGCUCGCAGAGAAGUGCAUUCAGAGGCACUGGGACAUGCCACCCAUGUACAUCAGGGAGGGUGGCACGAUGCCGGUGGUGCCAUUUCUGGAAUCAGCCUUGGGAGCGCCGGCCAUCAAGAUUCCCAUCAGCCAGGCCACCGACGGCAGCGCGCUCCAGAAUGAACGGCUGGGAUGGAGCCACCUCAUCAAGGGCAAGGAUGUGAUCCGGGACUUUAUCAAGGCUCUGGGGGACGGCAGCCGCAGCUGCUGA
Messenger RNA from Closterium sp. Naga37s-1, 5835 nucleotides. NCBI's taxonomy places the organism in Eukaryota, Viridiplantae, Streptophyta, Zygnematophyceae, Desmidiales, Closteriaceae. The record is from the annotation of a GenBank genome assembly.